CAGUGAGAGUUGGCCGAUGCGGAAGAUGAAAGCGAAACUUGCAUUCAAUUCGGGCGUUGUUAUGAACUUUACCCAAAGGCUUACAAUCGGCGGAACACAGUUUUUAAUUUAAAAAAGGAGUAAAGAUGUUUUAGUCAGAAAAGCAAUCGGGGGUUCAGAGAUUUGCUGAGAAUGUUCGGAUGGAUAGGGCCCCAUGCCCUGCUCCUGUUUUUCCUCCUCUGGAUUUCCUCAACGCUGGCAGAGGACUUCCAACUCUCCUGCUCCCAGCGUCCAGUUGUGGCUGAGGUUGGUGACACAGUUGUAUUGGAAUGCCAGCUGGCCCCUUCAUUGCCCCUCAAGGGUUUGGAAAUCCGCUGGACCAAAGGCAAAGAGCUGGUGCAUCUCUACAGAUUCGAGCAGGAUGAGAUCACUGAGCAGUCUGCUGACUACAAGGACAGGACCCAACUGUUUGCCAGUGAAUUCCAGAGCGGCAAUGUUUCCCUGAAACUCAAGCAAGUCGUGUUGCCGGACAGUGGGAUAUACAAGUGUUUUGUGGAAUCGGAAGCCCGUGGAUUCAAAGAUGCAAAUAUCAUCCUGAAUGUGGCAAGUUUUGGAGAAUGGCCUACAAUCAAUUUGAACAAGUACACGGGGAGCGGAAUCCAGCUGCAGUGCAAGUCCGCGAACUGGUUUCCCUCACCCAUAGUGCAGUGGAGCAACGAGAAAGGUGAUAUCCUGAUGCAGCAGGAACAGCCAGGAACAGAGGAGAACAGCUUAGUCACCGUGAAGAACAACAUUGAUGUGACCAGUGAUUCUGGGAACACCUUUAGCUGUCUGCUACAAAGCGACAUACUGAACAAGACAGUCAGUGUAACGUUCUAUGUCCCAGAUGAAUUUUAUCCCGUGACAUCUACUUGGCUUUACAUGUUUCUCUUGAUUUUCUUUGGCAUCUUUGCGGUCAUCGCUGGCCUCUUUAUUUUCUUCAGGAAACAACGGAACUACAUCCGAGAACUAACCGCACGGCCAUCAGUAAACGAGUAUAAUACGAAGAAAUCCGAAAAUGAGGAACUCACAAACCAAAUGGAUACUCACUGGAAUGAGCUAGGUAAAAUUCGCCCUCUCCCUAAACUAGCUGUUCAGAGAAUGACUAAUGCUGCAGAUUGCAUCGUCCUGGACAGUGACACUGCGAAUUCAAGACUCCUGAUAUCCUCUGAUCUGACCACCGUGAGCUGCACUGCAGGAGCCAAGAUUCCCGCUGACAGCAGUAGGAGGUUCCAGUCCAGGUUAGCCGUGCUGGGAAAGACGGGAUUCGCCAGCGGCAGGCACUACUGGCUGGUGAAAGUGGAGAGUCGUUCUGCCUGGGACCUGGGAGUAGCCAGGGAGUCGGUAACCAGGGAGGAAAAGCUACCUUUGAGCCCUGAAAAUGGAUACUGGACUAUUGGGCACGAUGGGGAGAGAUACUGGGCCAACUUCACCAACCCUUUGGAAAUCAUGUGCAGAGAGAAACUCCAGAUAAUUGGAAUAUAUGUCAACUAUGAUGCUGGACAGGUUUUGUUCUGUGAUGGCGCUACCCACUUACACCUCCAUAGUUUCACCUGCAGCUUCGAGGGGCUUAUUUUCCCCUUCCUCAAUCUCUCAGAGUCUGGGAAAUGUUCCAUUUUACAAUCAACUCCCCUAUUGCCCAAUUCAAAUCAUGUGUUCCGAGUCACUGGCCCGGAAACUCCAAUCAUUGCCUCGGUAGGUGGGGUGGCAGUGUUGGAAUGCCAGCUGAUCCCAGAGAAACCCCUAUCGGGCAUGAAGAUAGAAUGGGCUCGCAGUGACUCUGAGCAGCACAUGCCCAUCCACAGCUACGUCGUUGGGCUGAAUGUGGAGGAACAGCCUGCUCCGGCGUACAGGAACAGGACAGAGUUCUUUAAGCAGGAGCUUAACCAGGGGAAUGUCUCUCUCAGACUGCGAGAUGUCCGGCUGCAGGAUGAAGGAGAUUACCUCUGCAUGGUUGAGUCUAGGGGAUUCAUUGAGCAGGCACCCAUGAAGCUGAAGGCCACUAGUUUCGGCCAGCGUCCUGUGAUACGAUUGGAAGGAUACCAGCACGAUGAAAUCGGGCUGCACUGUAAUUCAUCCAGCUGGUACCCAGUUCCCAUGGUGCACUGGGAAGAUGGCAAGGGCACGAACAUGACGGAGAGGUCGAGGAUGACAUCGACGAAGACAGUGGAUGGCCUGUACAAAGUCUCAAGCAGCAUUGAGGUGACAGCUGGUUCGAGCAACACCUUCAGGUGUUUAGUGAAGAGUGCCAUCUUAAAGAGCUCACGGCAGAGCAGCCUCAGCAUCCCAGAUGAAUUUUUCCCCAGAAUGUCACGUUUCUUCAUCGCCUUCAUCCUGUUUCUCAUCUUGCUCCUUGGAUUGCUGGCAGCUGCCGGUUACUAUCAGUACAAACAGCAGAAACAGAUAAAAGAGCUGCAAAAACGUCCAACUAUCAAAGACUUCGAAGAUUUAUCAAAACGAACAGAGCAACUUCACAAUGAUGUUGGCAAUGCCCGUGCUAAUUUAGGUCGAGAGAAGGUUCUGUGUCAAACAGCUGCCGAGAGGGUCAUCACUGCUGCAGUACCUGUGACCUACGACCCAGAGACCGCCAACCCCUACCUGAUAAUCUCCGAGAACCGGCUGACUGUGACAUUCAGUGACAGUUGGCAAGAAUUUCCAGAAAACCCAAAGAGGUUCAUCUCCCGGCUCUUUGUGAUCGCGGAAGAAGGGUACGAGAGCGGGAGUCAAUACUGGGAGGUGCUGGUGGGCAACAAGCCAGACUGGGAUCUGGGAGUCGCCAAAGAGUCCAUCCCCAGGGAAGAGUGGAUCACGCUGAGCCCGGAGAACGGGUACUGGUCCAUCGGGAAGCGGGGUGAUACCUAUGAGGCCAAUACAACAAGCCCUGAAACCCUAGAGUACAAGACUAUGGCUCAGAAAAUCGGCAUCUACCUGAACCGUGAAGAGGGGACAGUUCGUUUCUAUGAUGCCGACUGCAUGGUGCUAAUCCAUAGCUUCAUGGCGCAAUUCACGGAGAAGAUCUAUCCAUUCUUCAGUCCCUGGGGAUCCAGGGAGGAGAUGACAAUCUGCCCCUUUAAUUCCUCAUUGUCCAGUGUCAAGCAGGCCUUACUCAAGGACAAUCUGCCCCGUACAGGCCGCCAGCCCAGGAUCGAGAUGGAGGGCCAAACAGGCGAUGAUAUCAGACUGGGCUGCAGAUCUGAAGGGUGGUACCCACAGCCACUCAUCCUGUGGGUGGACGGAGAUGGUGUGAACAUGACAGCCCAGCAGCAAACCACGUACCAGCCAGACUCUCAGGGGCUGUUCACGGCCUCAGGAAAUCUGAAGAUAAUCUCAAACAAUGGAGGCCUUUGGUCCAGUCAGAAUGGAACAGGAUACGGAGCUAUGCAGUCUCUUCCCCCAGCUCCAGCCUCUCUGACUCUGGAUCCGAACACAGCGCAUCCCCGGCUCAUCCUGUCUGAGGACCGGACCAGUGUGAGACUCGGAGACACAGAGCAGCCGCUCCCUGACUCCCCGGAGAGAUUUCAUUUCUGGGAAUGCGUCCUGGGAUCAGAGGGAUUCACAUCAGGGAGACAUUACUGGGAGGCGGAGGUAGGGGAGAAGACAGAGUAUUUUCUGGGCGUGGCCCGAGAGUCUGUGGACAGGAAAGGAGAGAUCGACCUGAUCCCGGAGACCGGAUUCUGGAUUGUGGGGCUGUUACCUGGAUGCGGUUAUUUUGCCGCUACCCCCCCCUCCCCCCCGACCGCCCUCUUCCCGAGAGUGAAUCCCCGGAAGAUCGGGGUUUUCCUGGACUAUGAGGGUGGACAGGUGUCAUUUUACAAUGCGGACACCAUGUCCUACCUCCACACUUUCACCCACACUUUCACUGAGAGGCUCUUUCCCAUCUUCCAUCCGGGAGGGAAUGACGGCGGGAAAAACUCCGCCCCGCUGACAAUCUGCGGGAUUAAAGGGCACUGACACAUCCAUCCCAUAAUUUCACCCCGUCCCCCUCUCUCCUGCCAGCUGUAAACUGAUGG
Molecule: messenger RNA, 4028 nt
Organism: Chiloscyllium plagiosum (whitespotted bambooshark)
Lineage: Eukaryota; Metazoa; Chordata; Chondrichthyes; Orectolobiformes; Hemiscylliidae
Source: RefSeq, a predicted model, not a curated record